AUGUCAACUGAAUACGGCGUCAACGUUUCUAACAAGUUCGGUUUUUUGGACGAUGGUGAGUUUUACUUGUGUUUUUGUGGUUUUAGGUAGUGUUUGUUUAACACGCUUAAUCAAAUAACUUUAAAACAAUUUCUUAUAAGUUUUAAUGGCUAUGCGUUUAAGUAAUGAUGUUAAUAUUAUGGGUAAUUUUCGGCUGAAGUAUUUGAUGCUAAAAUUUAAUACUGAACUUGACGUAUUUUAUAUAAAAGUACACGUUUCUGCAAAAUUUAAACCUUUUACUAACCUUAAUUUUUUUGAAAAAACAAUAUUUUUAAAAAUAAGUUUAAAUUUUUUAGAUGGUACUGACCCAGAUGAGCUUCUCGCUCGUGCCGCCAAGGAAAAGAAGGAGAAGCAGCGUCUUGCCAAAGUUGCAGCCAAAACUCCAGUAGCUGUUGCUCCAGAACCAGUGAAGCCUGUCAAGGAGAACAACGAAAACCGCCGCCCAGGACCACGUGGAAAUCGCGGCCCAAGACGUGAAGGUGAUGUUGAACGUUCUGGCGAGAAGCGCCGCGAAUUCCGUCCUCGUCGCGAUGGUGAAGACAGACCACCACGCCGUGACGGAGAAGACAGGCCUCCACGACGUAACUUUGAAGACAGACCACCACGUCGCGAUGGCGAAGACAGACCUCGUGGACCAAGAAAGCCACGGUAAGCUUUAGUACUUAUACUUUGUUUAAUUUUAAGAAAAAAGUAGGAAAGCUAUGAUGUAUAUUUUAUGGGUAAUUUUCGUCUGAUUGUUUUGAUGACGAUUUUAAACUGAGCUUUAUUUAAUACUCAUAAUUGUGUGGUUUUGUAUGCGCUAAUUUUAAUGAAAAAUGUUUUAGCGAGCCUCGUGAAGGAGAAACCGAGCCUUUCGACGGUGAGCGUCGUCAACGUCGUUUCGAGAACCGUCGCCCCCGCCAAGACCGUGUUUCCGGAUCCGACAAGACCGGUGUAAAGGCUGUCCCCAAGAAGGAUGGUCAUGGAAAAGGAAACUGGGGAGAUGACAAGGACGAGAUCGUCGCUGAAACUGAACAACUCAACGUCUCCGAAAACAAGGAAAACGGAGCUGAAGGCGAAGAAAAGCCACAAGACAUUGUUGAAGAAGUGCCAGAGGAAGAGAAGGAACCACCAAAGCUCACUCUCGCCGAGUGGAAGGCCCAACAAGCUCAGGCCAAGCAAGAAUUCAAGACCCGUAAAGCCAAUGAAGGAGCUGAUCAAAAGGCUCUCCAGAAGUUCGUCCCAUUGAAGAAGGACCAAGAAGAUGAUGAUGAAUACGAAGAAGUCGAAGAACACAUUGCUCCAACCGUAAGUUUUCUUCCUAUACUAGUGUCGUUCUUAAAUUUCAGCUAUGAUGUUAUAUUUAUGGGUAAUUUUCGUCUGAAAAUGUUGAUGACUUAUUUUUACUGAGCUUGAAAGAACAUAAAGAUAUUUUAUAAUACGAAUAUAAUUUUUAAUUUAUUUUUUUAGAAACGCCAACAAUCUCAAAAGACCGUUGACAUCCACGUCAACUUCAAUGACCCCAGCCGCCGUGACAACCGCGAACGUCGCAACUUCAACGACCGACGCCAAGGCGGCGACCGCCCACAACAACGUGGUCCACGUCAAGACAACCGUCAAGGUGGUCAACGCGGUGGACAACGUCGUGGACCUCAGCUUGACAUGGCCGCUGACUUCCCAGCCCUUGGCGCCUAA
Messenger RNA from Bursaphelenchus okinawaensis, 1713 nucleotides. The record is from the annotation of a GenBank genome assembly. NCBI's taxonomy places the organism in Eukaryota, Metazoa, Nematoda, Chromadorea, Rhabditida, Aphelenchoididae.